GCCUAUUGGCUGUUUGCCGAUCCAAAUAAGCGCAAAACAAAGCAUAGGCAUGUCCAAAAGAUGCAUAAAAAGCGAGAACAAAGAUGCAGUCUUGUACAAUAGAAAACUUCAAAAGCUAUUGCCUGCUAUCGAAGCUUCUCUUCCAGGAAGCAAGAUCUUAUACGCAAAUGUUUAUGAUCCCAUGAUGGACAUGAUCAAGCACCCUGCGAGAUACGGGUUUAAGGAAACCAAGACAGGGUGUUGCGGAUCAGGAGGGGGUUUAAGUGACACGUGCGAUUCCAAGCUAAGUUGUGUUCCAAUCACUCGGAGUAUAUGUUCUUUGACUCCAUUCACCCUUCCCUGGCUACCUACACUCACCUCGCUGGUUCUGCUUACUCUACCUUAUCGAAGCUUCUUGAUGCCUAAAGCUAUUAAGUAUUUUACUGGUUAUACAGUUUAUGUAUUAGUCACCAUGAGAUUAUUUUAUUCUUUUAUGUAUAUCGUCACUUUUUAAUUCCAUCAACAUUCACCAAACAAAAUAAAACAAUAUUUAAUUAACAUGA
Molecule: messenger RNA, 542 nt
Organism: Raphanus sativus (radish)
Lineage: Eukaryota; Viridiplantae; Streptophyta; Magnoliopsida; Brassicales; Brassicaceae
Product: GDSL esterase/lipase At2g30310-like
Exons: 2
Coding region: 50-493 (147 amino acids)
Source: RefSeq, a predicted model, not a curated record